Botrytis cinerea B05.10 is the source of this 2325-nucleotide messenger RNA. RefSeq lists its product as hypothetical. NCBI's taxonomy places the organism in Eukaryota, Fungi, Ascomycota, Leotiomycetes, Helotiales, Sclerotiniaceae. The transcript has 6 exons. The record is from RefSeq and is a predicted model, not a curated record. Gene Ontology annotation, molecular function: oxidoreductase activity, acting on CH-OH group of donors; flavin adenine dinucleotide binding. Bases 264 to 2081 code for a protein of 605 amino acids.
GAAGUUAUAUGGCACAGCAAGUGCAGAUGUGGCACAGAAUUGGAAGGGUUGCUUUAUUUCGGAAAUGUCACAAAUUCGUUCCGGCUCCAUUAUUUGCAAAUAUCACCAAAUCAAUAGCCCCCCGCUCCAUGUGCAAAGACCUACUCAAUCUCCUGUCAAUCCAGAUUUCUCAACCGUAAAAUAUUCUCAUUCACUAAUAAUUUCAACUCUAUUAUCUGACGUCUGGGUAAAUCUUUUCUUCCAAGUCCUCAAAACCUUUCAUAAUGUGGUGGCCAUUUGGUAAAAAGUAUCCUGAACACCAUCCGGAACACGCUAAUGGUCAGAAUUACGACUAUAUUGUGAUUGGAGGUGGUACAGCUGGAUGUGCUUUGACUUCACGAUUGAGCGAAGAUCCAAAUGUCUCCGUCCUGCUUCUUGAGCGCGGACCUGCCAACGACAACUUUAUGUCCCGCAUACCCAUUGUGUCAUCGAACAUCUUACGCGCUGAUGGUGGUGCUUCGAGCUGGGAAUGCGAACCUAUGAAGUAUUGCAACAAUCGCCGAAGCUUGGCCUUCUGCGGUGAAGUGAUGGGUGGAGGCUCUAGAAUCAACAGCAUGGUGUACACACGUGGCACUGCUGCAGAUUAUGAUGCCUGGGCACAGUUAGGUCAUCCAGAUUGGAGUUAUGAAAAGCUUUUGCCUUAUUUCAUGAAGAGUGAGACCUUGCUGGGCUCGCAAAGAUCGGAUUUUCGCGGGGAUUCUGGCCCAUGGAUCAUCCAAUCUUUCCCCUAUCAAACUUGGGCUUUCACAGCGUAUCGGGUCUUUUCGGAUGCUGCUAAAGCUCUGGGCUUUGUUCAAAUUGACGAUCCAAACACACCUGACGCUAAGACCGAUGGACUCACGACGGUCUUUUCUACCGUGAAUGAGCAGAGACAGAGAGUAUCCACUUUCGACGCUUUUCUUCCUCGGGAAAUUGCUUUGAAACGAGAGAAACAUUUGACGAUCUGCACCAACACGAUUUUAUCACGAAUCGGAUUCUCCCAAGAAGAUGGGAUUCCGCGUACUGACAGAGUUUUCUUUAAACUUGCCAAUCCAAAUUCUGACAAAAUAUACUCGGCCAAAGUCAAUAAAGAGGUCAUUGUCUGCUCAGGGUCUUUGGGUUCACCCCAAGUUUUGAUGCUGAGUGGAAUCGGACCCCAAGAACAUCUCGAAGAAAAAGGAAUCAAGGUGAUCAAAGACCUACCAGGUGUGGGAUCCGAAUUGAGCGACCAUCACGGUAUUCCUAUUGCUUGGAAAGUUCCAGUCAAAGAAUCACUCACGAGACUGGUGAUACACCCAAUAUUAGGCGCGCUUGAAUUCUUUAAAUACAUGCUUUUCCGUUCCGGUAUUCUUAGCAUGCCCAUAAACAACAUAACGCUUUUUGUGCGAUCUGUUAUACUCAACAAGGAUUUUGCUGGAAUCAGUGAUGAAAAGCUUGCCGGAGCAAGUAGUAAAAUCGAAGACCUGAUUCCAGAUAUCGAGCUUAUGCCCCUCGCUGUCACUGCUAUGGACGAUCUUGAGGAACACCAACGUUUGUUCUCUAAAAUGGGAAUGUUCUCUAUUUUGGCCACUCUUGCAAAACCCAAGUCUCGUGGAACUGUUCGUCUUGCUUCUACAGACCCGCACCAAAGACCAAAAGUCGAUUUUGGCAUUCUGUCUGAUCCUGAAGACUACGUAGUUGCUCGAGCCUCUGUACGACUUUCCUUGAAGGUGGCGGAGACUAUGAAGGGCUUAGGCUUCCCGCUUCAAGAAAAUAUAACUUUCCCAGAAGACAAGCAGGAGAAGGAUGCUAAGAACAACAACAACGAAGAAAUUGAUGAGUUCAUACGUCGCAGAAUUAGGACCAUAUAUCACUACUCUUCUAGCUGCAGAAUGGCCCCUGUGAACGAUGCCAAGGCUCCAGGCGUAGUGGACGAUCAAUUGAAGGUUCAUGGCGUGAAAGGCUUAAGAGUCUGCGAUACUAGCAUAUUCCCGCAGAUCAUAUCACAUCACCUACAAGCACCAGCUGUAAUGGUGGCAGAAAAGUGUGCGGAUCUCAUCAAAGCUGAGGGGUUUGAACGUUAGAACUGCUUUUUCCCUUCUCUAGUUCUGGGCCAUAUAUACAAUGAGGUAAUCAACCACAGAAGCUGAAGAUAGAUAGUCAUGAUAGAUCUUUCAUGAGCACAAUUCUAACAGCAUACUCCAGCGCCUUAUAAAUAAUUACAUUUUGACUAUAUUUGGCUCACAAUUGAAUGCGACAUUCAAUAGAUACCUGUCUGACUUCCGCUAGCAUAUAAAGUAAUAAACGCUAGAGAAGCCGUGAAAAGCA